AUGUCUGUGUCAGUAAUAAUAAAGUGGGGAGGGCAAGAGUAUGCCAUCAGCUCUUUGUGUGAGGAGGACACUGUGCUAGACUUGAAGCAGUCCAUCAAAUCUCUCACUGGAGUCCUGCCUGAACGACAGAAACUGCUGGGCUUGAAGGUUAAAGGAAAGGCAGCUGAUGAUGAAACUAAGCUAGGCAUGCUGAAGCUAAAACCCAACACUAAGAUUAUGAUGAUGGGCAGCAGAGAAGAAAGCCUGGAAGACGUCUUGGCGCCUCCUCCUGAAAGCGAUGACGUUGUCAACGACUUCGACAUAGAAGAGGAGGUGAUUGAAGUUCAAAACAGAGAGGAGAAUCUGGCUAAGAUUACUCGUAGAGUGAAGGACAACAAAGUGGAGGAGUUAAACCCACCAAGAGAAGGGAAGCGAUUACUCGUGCUGGAUGUCGAUUACACACUGUUUGAUCACAAGUCAUGUGCCGAGACGGGGCAGGAGCUCAUGAGGCCCUUCCUCCACGAGUUCCUCACAUCAGCGUACGAGGACUAUGAUAUUGUUAUUUGGUCCGCUACGAGUAUGAAGUGGAUCGAAGCCAAAAUGAAAGAGCUGGGUGUGACUGACAACCCCAACUACAAGAUCACCUUUAUGUUGGACAGUGCAGCCAUGAUCACUGUGCACACACCCAAAAGAGGGGUAGUAGAGGUAAAACCUCUGGGUGUGAUAUGGGGAAAGUACGGCGAGUUUUACAACAGAAAGAACACCAUCAUGUUUGAUGACAUCGGAAGGAACUUUCUCAUGAACCCGCAAAAUGGGUUAAAGAUUCGACCCUUUAUGAAGGCCCAUUUAAACCGAGAGAAGGAUAAGGAACUCCUGAAGCUCUCUCAUUACCUGAAAGAGAUCGCCAAGCUAGACGACUUUUUAGGACUCAAUCACAAGCACUGGGAACGGUAUCUCUCAAAGAAGCAAAGUCAGUGAAGCUCACAACACACCAGCAGCGUUCAUCCUCAAGAACAAGUGGUGCCGGACACCUUCAUGACCCCACCAACCAACAUCCAGCCAGGAUCGUCUUUCAUCUGGACACGCUCCAUCUUUUGCAGACAAUGACAUGGACUUAAUUCAUUCAUCUUUACAGUUACACAUUUUUGCAAAUAUGGUCCAGCAUCAACUGUAGCUAGCACAGACAUGGCAGUCUUCCUUCCUUCACUCCCAUC
This is a messenger RNA of Trichomycterus rosablanca, 1193 nucleotides long. RefSeq names its product ubiquitin-like domain containing CTD phosphatase 1 (gene ublcp1). The record is from RefSeq and is a predicted model, not a curated record. The transcript is spliced from 10 exons. Bases 1 to 957 code for a protein of 318 amino acids. NCBI's taxonomy places the organism in Eukaryota, Metazoa, Chordata, Actinopteri, Siluriformes, Trichomycteridae. Gene Ontology annotation, biological process: protein dephosphorylation. Gene Ontology annotation, cellular component: nucleus. Gene Ontology annotation, molecular function: protein serine/threonine phosphatase activity; protein binding.